Molecule: messenger RNA, 1290 nt
Organism: Malassezia japonica
Lineage: Eukaryota; Fungi; Basidiomycota; Malasseziomycetes; Malasseziales; Malasseziaceae
Exons: 2
Coding region: 1-1290 (429 amino acids)
Source: RefSeq, a predicted model, not a curated record
AUGUCGUCCAUGACGGCGCACAACGCGUCGUGCUUUAAUCUGACACGCCAGAGCGAAUUCCAAGGGCCUUUUACUAUAUGGAACUACGAGGAGCGCAGUGUAUGGUUUCAGCGCAAGGCAAUCUUGAUCGUCUCUAUAUUCCUCGCGAUAUUUAUUGUACUCAUUAUCGGAUUCGCCGUGUUCCUUCGGGAUCGCAAUGCAGGCAUCUCGGAGGACGGCGAAGAGGCGCUGCCGCGCAUCGACACGAUCGCAUCCGAGCUCCAGCGGGGGAACAAGCAACGAGGGCCGUCGAUCCGAUUCGCACGCGCGCCGCGACGCGCUUCGCGCGCGCUGCGGCGGCGGCGCGUCUCGAAACCGGUCGAGACGGGUCCGACACAGGGCGCACAUGCUGCCCAUGAAGAAGUUGAACGCGCCGAGGCGCCAAGCGCCGCGAAUGCAACGUCGCCGGAGGUCCGCGUCACGCUCCCGGGCCCGGAGCCGGCGCCGGCCUUGGCGCCGCGCCUCGACGAGGCGCUCCCGGAGCUGGGGCCGCGCGUGGAUGUGCCUCUGCCAGGGGACGCCGAUCAUGCGCCGUACCCCGUUGCAACACGCGCCGAUCGCAGCGACGUCGAGGCGGUGAAUGCGAUGCAUAUCGAGCACGAGGUCGCUCAGCCACCGGCAUACAUUGCCGAGGCGAGCACGUCGCCACGCCGAUCGGUUGCUGCCGAUAAGCGGCGUGCGGCGAGCCCGGAGCGCGCGCCGACGACCGACGACGACGUCGCUGGGACCGACGAGCUUUUUGCGCAUAUCGCGACAGACGAAAAGUCGGUCCUCGCGGCACUGCACUCGGCAGCCAGUGCGCCGCCGAGUGCGCCGAGCGCGCCGCCGAGCGCACUCGGCAGCGUACCGAGUGCACCGCCGAGUGCGCCGCCGAUGGACGCGGCGUCCGAGGCAGAGCUGCCGCUCGAGCGUGGCAAAGGCAAGCAGCGGUAUGCAUCGGGCUUGCCUGCCCCGCCAAUCGCCGUGCCGCCUACGGCACGGUACGAUGCGCCGCUAUUCCACUCGCAGUCGAAUGAGAAGGAAGCCGAGGCCGAGGCGGAGCGUGCGGCGCUGGCGUCGCUGUUGCCCUCGGCGCCGGACGAGUGGGCAUGGCAAGGCGAUGCGCUGCCUGUAUAUGGCGCGCCGUCGGCUCCGCCCGGAGAGGGCAUGGGCGAGGAAGAUGGGGAUCGGGGCGUACCGCAUCUGCUCCUUUUGCGCCAUCGGUUCCCCCUGCCCCCAUUGUCCCGUCAGCUCCCUCUGCCCCUUCUCUGA